ACUCGAUCCCACGCACUGGCCUACCGGUAGGUCAGUCGGUCCUGAACUGUUGAAAUACAACCGUGGUUCGAACUCCGCCAAUUAAAAACGAAGGAAAGGAAUCGAUCCGAGGCGACCGUUUUGCAAGGCGGAAGCUUUGGAUUCGUUUCGAUGCGAUUUGAGCUGAUGCGCGCGCACGGGCGGGGUGAUGAGCUGCGCGUCUCGUCAGGGUCAGGGGAAGUGCUGUGAUGGGUGCUGGCUAUGGUGGAUAUCAGAGCAAGCUUCCAUUUAUCAAAAGAGAGGACGAUAGGAGGAUCGCCAUAGCCGCGAUGCAUGCACUCCGCAACUACUUUCAUCCUACUCGAGAGAAGAACGUCUGCAGCCUGACCCGCUGUAUCUAGAUCAUGUAGAAAUUCAUUUCGUCUUGACGUCACAUAUAUAUAUAUCCUCCUCCCAUCUCCCUCUCUCUUCUCCCUCUUGUCGCCUUCCCCCUUCACUAUCCCUUUCCAGUGUGCAUGCAAUCCCGGAAAUCCGUGACACGUGGGGGAUAGCGAGAGGCGCGCGCACAGACAUAUACGAGUUUGCGUGCUCCCCAAACGCACGCAGACAGAAGAGAGAGACACACACACACACACACACACAGAGAGAGAGAGAGAGAGAGAGAGAGAGAGAGAGAGAGAGAGAGAGAGAGAGAGAGAGAGAAAUCAUGGAUAUGGAAAUUGAUCAGGAUGAAAGGAGAAGGGAUGGCAUGGAGCUACUCGAUUCAGAUGAUGUGGAGGAUGCGGUAUUUGAUCUUCCCACCUCUUCUCUGACAUCCGCCAAACCUUUGCGGGAUAUCUUCGCAAGUUUCUUUUUGCUCGGGUUCAGGGCCUUCGGAGGGUCGAACACUCACGUGAAGCUUCUUCAUUCUCAGUUUGUGGAGAAAAAGCGUUGGUUAGAUGAAAAUCGCUUCCGGGAAUUGAUGGGUUUUGGGCAUGGUAUGCCUGGUCCAACAACGGUUCAGAUGGUCUUGGCACUGGGAGCAUUGCGAGGAGGGUUUUCGGGUGCACUUCUAGCAGCGUUCCUCUAUGUCUGGCCAGGCCUUUUGGUGAUGUCAGCUGCUGGAAUCUUGAUCAACCACGCAAGUAAUGCAGGCAAACAAGAGCUUCCUUCUUGGUUUUAUGAGGUCAUGGUUGGCUUGGCUCCUGCUGCAGUUGCACAUGUCGCCUAUGUGGGAUUUCGACACGCGUAUCGGUUUUGCACAGAUAACCUUCGUUCGGGGUUGGCGGUGUUGAGCACAAUUGCAGUGCUGCUUGUUACUAGCCGUGUGGCGCCUUGGGCUUUCCCAUUGAUCAUUUUUUCUGGCGGCGUUGUAACCCUCCUUGAUGCCAUGUUCAAUUCAGACUGCCCGGAACAUCGGUACCCGUCUCCCCGGCUGCGAGGUGGAGGAGGGAUGAAUGGGGCCCAAGGAAUGUUCUACGCCAUCGGAGUAAACAGAAAGACCAGCGUCGUCUUGAUUUUGAUCUGGCUUGGUCUGGUCGGAGUCGUUACUAUUCUGCGCUUCACCAUUUUUCAAUCAGGAGUGAUCCGCAUUAUGGACAUCUUCCUCCGCAUGAGUUCAAUUUCGUAUGGUGGAGAGUACGUCAUUCUUCCAAUUAUUAACAUGGAGGUGGUACAUGCUAACCUCAUUCCAGGGCUGUAUUACAUGACAGGAAUAGGUCUGGCCCAGCUGGUUCCUGGCCAUUUCUACAAUAUCUCUGCUUUUCUUGGAGCCAUACAUGCUGGUUUUCUCGGUGCCCUUGCGGCUUGGAUAGGCGCUUUCCUUCCAAGCGUUCUUCUUGUAUUUGCGUUCCUCUCCUUUUGGGAUAAUGCUAGACAGUCCAAGCUGGUGAUUGCAACAUUGGUGGGCAUCAACGGUAUGGCCACGGGGAUGAUAAUGGCUGCAGCAGGACUCCUCUUGGUGCAGACGGUUCCCUCAAGCGGUCCUCUUUGUGUAGUAUUUGCUGCAGGAGCUUGCCUGGUCGUCUUCCAAGUGGGUGAUCGUAGUCAACGGAUCCGAUGUUUGGAGUGGGCGCAUCGAAGAAGUUCUCAACUGGGACAUCGAGUAGACGAGGUUGUAAAGUUGGAUGGUUUAAUGGUGGGGGUGAGCGGUUUGGAUCGGAUCGCGAAGGUGAGUGCGGGCAGACUGGGAAGAGAGACAAGGAAUUCGUGUGAGACUGGCAUUCUUCAACUUCAGACUUGGGGAAGCGCGACGAAGCGGAGUAACGCUCGAACCCUGUUACGCAGAGAGGAGACGUGAAGGGGGUUGUGGGGGCAGGGUAAAAGACGGUUGAGUGACGAUCGAGAUGUAGACGUGGAGGAGGGGCUCUUAGAAAGUAGGCGGGGACAGGGAGUACGGGCAAUGUGGGAUGUGGGAGUGGAGAUAGAGCUAAUAGGACGGUCGGAAUACGUGUGCUGCGAGUGAGUGGAUGGGUCGGGCAGUGUGAAUAGGGGAGUGAGUGUGCAAUUGAUCACAUAGGGUGAGCCGAAGGAAUGACGCAGUUUGGGAGAUUGACACCGGAAAUCGGACGAGAAGGAGUAUACGAGAUGGGUCACUGUGUAAUCGAGUAAACGAGGCGAUUCAGG
Molecule: messenger RNA, 2583 nt
Organism: Chara braunii
Lineage: Eukaryota; Viridiplantae; Streptophyta; Charophyceae; Charales; Characeae
Source: the annotation of a GenBank genome assembly